Molecule: messenger RNA, 5926 nt
Organism: Drosophila montana
Lineage: Eukaryota; Metazoa; Arthropoda; Insecta; Diptera; Drosophilidae
Gene: Nup188
Product: nuclear pore complex protein Nup188
Exons: 8
Coding region: 205-5829 (1874 amino acids)
Biological process (GO): RNA export from nucleus; protein import into nucleus
Cellular component (GO): nuclear pore inner ring
Molecular function (GO): structural constituent of nuclear pore
Source: RefSeq, a predicted model, not a curated record
GCCUGGCAACGCUGUAAUAAAACAGCUGACGACGUCGCAUAGCGUUGCCAGCUGUCUUAACGAUUGCCGGUAAAAUUCACCAAGUUGGCAGCCCCAGACGCAACAAAAUUGCGCGUGCUGAGCCUAUUUGUUAGAAAACUUGUAUUAUUUCUUGUCAAAAGUUAAAAAUCUAAUAAUUAUUGUAGUCAAGUUAAGUUAGCUAAAAUGCCUGCCGUCGAAAAGUGUGUCAUAUACGACUGGAAGCGCCUGUGGCAAAUGGUUUCGGGCAUACACUAUGAGACUCCCAGGGGCACAGUGCGCGACGAGCUGCUGAAUGUGUGCUCCGAGCUGCAAGCGGGCGUGCUGCAGUUCAAGCCGAAGAGCGCCUCCAAUGUGCAGCUGGCCGUGCUGCUAAAGGAGAAGAAGCAGGAGAAGCUGCUGCCCUUCACAGAGCGCUUGCAGGAGCUGCUCAAUCUGGAGUCGGCUCAGUGCUGGGAGAUCCUAUGCUACUACCUGACCAAGGAGUAUCGCGGCUCCGCCAGCCUGCUGACACAGCUCAUCUCGACCGAAACGAACAUGGCCAAGCUGCUGGAGGACAUCAGGCACUACUAUUCGCUGGAGCGCAUGAUUGUGCUGAAGAUACUGAAGAACGUGCUGGUCUUUUACAAUGUGCCCAACCAUCCGUACCACAACGAGUACAGGCUGGUGGUGGAGAAGCUAACGCUGCCCCGUCUCCUGGACUCCUAUCUGGAUCAGCUGGACAGCCUGAUCAAUGAGCUGCCGCCGCGCAAACUGCUCGCGGGUGAGGGCUUCCACUGCACGGACAGGCUGACCAGCUGGUCGGAGCGCAAUGCGCGCGAGACCAACGAGGUGCUGCACAUACUCCUGCUGCUCAGCGAGCACAUCAGCCUGAGCCUGGCCCAGAUCAAGCGUCUGUUUGCGACCAUAAAGCAACACUCCUUUGGCCGCAUACAAAACUACCUCAACGAGAGCAACCUCUACCACAAGGAACUGAUCAAAAAUCUCACCUACUCGGAGCUGAUGCUGCUCAUGAAGUGCCUGGACUUUGAGCGGCCCAGUGACAACUCACAGCUUAUUCUGCAGCUCACCGAAGAGCUGCACGCGGACAUAGCUGGCAUGCAUCAUCGGCCGGAGCACGGCCCCCUGCUGCUCAUCUGGAUGCUGUUGCGUCUGCGCGGCACUAACGAUGCCGACGACGCCGCCAGUCUGCUGCGCUGCCGCCAGCUGGGCAAACGCGCCGUCGAGCUCAAGUGCUUCGAGCUGUUGCAUGCGAUUGCGACACAUGCGAUGUUCGCGGACGAUAGCCUACUGUCGCGCAUUGUCCGGAAGACCAUCUACAAUCAGCUGUGCUACAUGUGCGAACUGUUCGACGGGGACGGCAGCUGCGCCCGCUACGAGGGCAUCUAUGAGCUGCUCUGCGAGCUGCUCUCCUGGCCGCAGCUGGCCAAGGACUUCUGCCAGCGCGAAGAAGAUGGCGCGCGCUCGCUGUACAAUACAUUGCUGGAGAACUUUCCGCUGCAGUUCAUCGACUUGGCCAAGCUGGCCCAGGCCCUGACCAAGGCGGGCCAAGGCAACUUUAUCAAAGGCCAGCUGGAAGCGCUGCCCAUGCUGGCGCUCUUGUACGACGAGCAGUCGCACAAGGUCAAGGAGCUGGACCCGAAUGAAUUCGAGCUGACGAGCGUAUUGCAGCCCUUUCCCCGCAUCGAUUAUACACUGCCCGCCGGCACUAGCUGCACCGCCGUGCAGCAUGCCAAUGGCUUCUAUAUGCAUUUCCGCUGCCAGGUGAACUUCUUCAAUGCGCUGCAUCACGAGAUCAACUGCCUGCUGCGGGAUAAGGCGCAGCUGCAUGGCGAUUUUGACUCAGACGAGCGCAUCUUGCGCGUCGAAGCGGGUCUCAAGUAUCUGGAGCUCGCUGUGCAGCGCACCAAGUCGAUAGAAGGCAUCAGCUCGGAGAUGGUGCAUCCAACCGAGAUGUGCAUCGAUUUGCUGGGCAAGUUCAAGAGCGUUCAGUGCCCGCCCACACGCCUGCUCUCCAUUUGCCUGAACGUCUGCACGGCGCUGCUGCCGCUGGUGGACGAGGAGAUCUUCAGCCGGGUCAGCCAUCUGGAUAUAUUGCCCACGAUCAGCAAUCAGUCGGCGCACGAUUACAAGCUCUGCGCCAGCGCCGUUUACUUCGAGUCGCGCUUCCUCGGCUCCGUCAUCGACAAUGUGGAAAAGAAGCACGAACGCUACGAUUUCCUCUUGGCCUACCUCAGCUUCCUGCGCACCUAUACGAAACUGAAGCGCCAGCGCUAUUUGCAGGUGGAGAUCCCGGGUCUUGUCUUUCUGCUGCGCGACAUCUUUCCGCAUCUGCACACGUGGCACUUCAAGUCGCAGCUGGAGAAGAACAAGAUCUACUUCGAGGUGCUCAGCUUCAUCUGCGAUCUCUUCGAUAUUGUCGGCAGCAGCAGCAGCAGCAGCGAGUCCAAGUGCCAGCUGCUGCUCAACGUGUGCGUCUACUCGCUCCUCAAUCUGGACAAUGGCCUAAUCCUACUGAGAUUUGUGGGCGUGGGCAAUGCCUUUGUGCAGUACACGAUGGAGCUGGAGACGAACUGGAUGCAGCAGCAGCCGCAUGGUCUCAUGAUGCUCGUGCGCCUCUCCAUGCGCAUACUCAUGCAGGUGCUGUGCCUGAAGAGCCACGUCUAUGCGCCGGACACGCUCUCGCCGCUGGAGGCGCUCAUCUAUACGCAGCCCAAGCAGCGGGACACGCUGCGCAUUAUACCCACCGUGUGCAGCUAUAUGAGCAACAUAUUCGAUCGCUGGCUGCCGAUUGUCUCCUGCCGGCUGCUGAAGCGCAUUGCGCUGGAGUUUAAUAUGUCGCUGCUGGCGUGCCUGGAUAUGGAAGCGGACCAGAUACGUCUGACCUUUAUGCAAAAGCUGCCCGACGAGCUGGAGAGCGAUUCGAUUAAGAUAGCCAUACUGGAGCUGGUGGAUGCCUGCAUAGCCAAACAGCCGGGCGUUACCGAGGCCUUCUUCAAGGUCAACUAUGCGCACGACAAGCGCUCCUUCUUCGGCAAGGAGUGCGCGCCCAGCAUUGGCGACAGCAUUGUCACCUACAUGAAGGAGUUUCUCGAUGCGCUCGAGGCCGAGCCGCUGACCAUACAGCAGACGCUGCCCGGCAAGAUCAUGAACAUCUUUCAUUCGCUGUGGAAGCACAAUCUUCAGAUGCUCGUGGACGAGCUGCUCAAGCAGCCGCACUUCUGGCAAAAGCUCUGCAGUCCGCUCUUCGCCAAACCGAGCGCCCAACCCCAGGUGCGCGUCUAUACGCAGCUCAUAAACAUUGUCUCCAUCGAGAUCUACAGCACAGCGGCAGGCAACAGCGAGAAGGCGGCCGAGCUGCGCGAGAUCAUGCAGAAGUUCUUCGAGCGCGACUGCUUCCAGCAGUGGCUCGACUACGUUUUCGAUAUGCCCAAGGUGCCGGCUGUGCCUGGCUGCAACGAGGAGCUGCCCGACUGGAUUUGUUGCCUGCAAUCGUUCAAGGAUCUGAUUGUCAUAUUGCUGAAGAAGCAGCCAAAGUUUCUCAGCAUACCGGAUGCACAGUUCAAGCUGCUGGCCCAAAAGUGUCUGACCGUGCUGGUGGAUCGCGCCAACUACUUGGAUGAUAUGCGUCCGUUUAUCAUGCUCGCCGAGCUCUACAUAUUCAUAUUGCUGCAGUUCAAGCAGGCCUACACGAGCAGCGGCGAGGAGGAGCAGCAGCUGAUGGAACAGCUGCAGCAGCUAAUGAGCCGCAUUUGCUCCUGCUACGAGGAUCUGCAUGUGCGCGCCAAGGAGGCCUGCCUGGCCAUCAUAACCAAGUGCGCGCAUCUCUACACGAAUCUGCUGGUGAAAGAUUCAGCCAUAUCGUUGCGCUUUCUCAACUCUGUGGUCAGCAUCAUCUGUUCGGAGCUGCAGAAUAUGGAGAAAUCGGUGAAUGUGAAUCAGCCGGCGCCGGCGCCAGUGCAGCCAAUUUCCGAGGAUUCCAAUGGCAUCGUGUCCACAAAUUCGCUUGUGUUGUGCCUCAAUCUGCUGAAGGCGGCGGCCACCAUUUUCAACACCGAUGGACCCGGCAACUGGGAUCUGCCGUUUGUCUCGGUGCGCCUGUUCCAGCGUCUGCUGCACUGCGUCUCCUACACGCUGCCCAUGCACAGCAAACAGCUGCUCAGCGUCCAGCUGCUGGACGUGCUGAUCGUGUUUGCCAAGAGCAACUGUUCCAGCGAGUUUCUGCACUGCGACGUCGGCGAGCAUCUGUGGCUCAAGCUGCUGCCGCCACGCGAACUGCUGCAGUCCAAAUACGAGUUCAAUAAAGCCACCAGCGACGUCUGGACCAUGGAACAGUGGUGGCCCAUCUAUGCCCGCGGCAUCGAGCUGGUCAACAUUAUCUACGACAAGCACAAGAAGUGCUUCCUACAGGAGGCCAUCCAGUUUGUGGGCAUACAUGAGGUUUAUCUGGUCGACUCGCUGCUGUUGGGCAAGCAAUCCCUGGAGCCGGCGGCCAUGCAGCUCAUCAAGUCGGCCAUCUCGCUGGUGGCCAGCUUGACGGAGCAUCACAAGGAGUGGGCGCAGGAGCACUGCUCCUCGCUCUUCAACAUUAUGAAUGCUGUCCAGGGGCUGAUGUGCCAUGCCACGUCCAUGUUCCAUCAGCAGCGCAAUUUGAAGUGCCUGCUCGCCGGGCGACGCUCCCAGCUGGAAAUGCUGCGCAACAUGGAGUCGAUAGCUAUUGACGAUACGAUAAUCACCGCCUGCAAUGACCUGACGGACAUCAUCAUCUAUUGUGUGAAGGCAAUGCAAAAGUUCAGUCCCGAUCUGUUGGACAUCCUGUGCUGCAGCUACUACGAACCGCACAAAUGGCAGCCCAUCCUGGAUGUUAAGUUUGGUGCGCCCAAGCUGAACGAGAGCAGCAUAACUCUCACCUUUGGCAUGGUUCUGAACAUGGUCACCAUCUAUGUGAAGGCGCUUAAUAUGCAAAACCAUGGCUUCCAUGAGGUGCCGCUCAAUGUGCUGCCGACCGUGGAGCUCGGCGAGGUGGCGGAUAACGUGGCUUCCGGCGAUAAGAGUCGCAGCCAGCGCAGCUUUACACACUCUGUGUCCACGGCCAGCUGCCCCUCCAGCGAGCUGCUGUCCAAUCUGGACGGCCAGCUGUGCCUGGUGGCGCUGGAGCAUCUGCUCAUGCUCGUAGCCUCGCAGAGCAUUUACGUGAUACGCUCGCCGGACCUGGAGCCGCGCUGGAAGCAAAUCGUGCGACGCGACAUCAGCAGCGAGCUGCUCAGCUUCCAUGAGUUUGUGCGGCGCAAGGUGAUUGUGGACUAUCGGGACUCGCGCUGUCAGUGGGUGCGGCGCAAGCAUGGUUUGCUCAAAUUCAAGCAUCCGGAUGCGGCGCGCUCAUCCAACGACACGACGAGCAGCCAGCGCGGCAGCACUGAUCUGGCGCGGCGCACAAGCAGCACCGCCAACGAGCUACGCGUAAAUGUGGUGCGGCGUCUGCAUUUGCAGCAGCAUCCGCAUCCGUCCAGCAAUUUGGAGAUGACGCGCAUGCUGAGCCCCAUUGGUGCGCCGAAUCCAACGGGUGCCCAUCACAUGGCGGCAUCAACACCGGCUCAACAAGUCUCAACAGAUCUGGUGGAAACACCACGUGCCGCCCACACGGACAGCAGAAAGCGUUUGUAUAUGGCCGAGCCUUUGGCCAUUGAGGUGCAGUACUUGCCGCCGCCGACGGAGCCCGGCUACUGUGAACUUUCACAGGUGCAGCUGGUUGAGGAGGAUUAUCUGCAGCUAAUGUCGGCGCUCUUUGGCGUUAUACCUCAGAGCGAGUGAGCUUAUUUUAGCCAUAGCAUUUCAAUUUAUUUAACAAAGUUGUAUUUUAAUCUAAGCACUAGACAUUUAGGAAUAAUAAGAAAUUCUGUAUAAAUAA